Podarcis muralis (Common wall lizard) is the source of this 2491-nucleotide messenger RNA. It is a transcript of the gene DPT, whose product is annotated as dermatopontin. The record is from RefSeq and is a predicted model, not a curated record. Gene Ontology annotation, biological process: collagen fibril organization. Lineage: Eukaryota; Metazoa; Chordata; Lepidosauria; Squamata; Lacertidae. Gene Ontology annotation, cellular component: extracellular matrix.
CCAGAAACACAAGCAACAUGGACCUUGCUCUCCUCUGCAUGGUCCUGCCGCUGCUCACGGUGGCCUGGGGCCAAUACAUGGACUAUUAUGACCCGUAUAGUGACUACAGGGGCAGCGACGAAUGGGUCAAUGUGUACCGGCAGGGUUUCAAUUUCCAGUGUCCUCAUGGACAAGUGAUAGUGGCCGUGAGGAGUACUUUCAGCAAAAAGGAAGGCUCUGACAGACUGUGGAACUAUGCCUGCAUGCCUACCCCUCACACCUUGGGAGAGCCCUCAGAGUGCUGGUGGGAAGAGAUCAACAGAGCUGGACUGGAAUGGUAUCAAACAUGCUCAAAUAAUGGGUUGGUGGCAGGAUUCCAGAGCCAAUAUUUUCCGUCGGUGCUUGAUCGAGAGUGGCAAUUCUAUUGCUGCCGCUACAGCCGGAGAUGUCCUUAUUCAUGUUGGUUGACAACAGAACACCCAGAACACUACGGGGAAGAUAUGGACAUGAUGAUGUAUACCUAUGAUCAUUACAUCCGUGGAGCAGCCACAACUUUCUCCGGUGUGGAAAGGGAUCGCCAGUGGAAGUUUAUUAUCUGCAGGAUGACGGAUUUUGACUGCCAGUUUGACAAUUUUAAAAAGAAGUGAAUAUGUGCCAUGUUUCUGGGGGUGGGGUGUUAGGGGGGAAUGAAGGUAGAGGGGAAAGGAGAAAAAAAAAUAGCAAAGGCAAUAUAUCAACCAUACACCAGUUUCUUUGCAGAUGAGUAAGAAUGACUCUUAUUCUGCGAAGAGGGCUGCGAAGAACACUGAGCUCAACUUUACAAGACAGGCACAUCCAUUUGGCUCUUAAUUAGGGAUUAGAUGGGCUGGGUUGAUUUACAUAAUCUCUGCAGAGCAUGUGUGCAGAGUACUUCCACUUCCAACCCUUCCUGGCCCUUCGACAUAUACCUGGUGGAUGCAACGGCAGGGGACCCAUGUUAACACUGUAGUGUGUAGUGUGUGUAUUUCUGCCCUUUACUGGGUCACUUCCAGCACUGGCCUGAGAGUAUGGGUAGCUGCCUUGUGUGUGUGCCUUUAGACUACACUUUGGACCAUUCCGUUGAUUAUUUUUUUUUAUUCACAGCUACUUUACCUUGUUUAGAUGCUUUCUGAUAUAAACCUAGAUGAAGCCAUUUCCUUUGCUGUCUAGCUCACCUGUACAGAUGCAUCGUGAUUUUGCAUGGCAUCUUUGUAUCCACUCCGCCCCGUUGUCAGUUUACAAAAAAGGACCCCCAAAACGCCCAAAAUUGUGCUUUGCUGAUGUUUCAGAGCUAAUCAUUUGCCAACAAAUGCUACCAGUGUGCAUGCCUCCUUCAAAAUAUCCCAGAGCAGCAAGCCAAACCACACAGAAUGUUAAUCAUGCCCCUUCGCCUGGAGUGCAGACUUCUUAUUGCACAAACUAAGCAGUGUGGCAAUUCAAUCCAUAUUGAGAUCUUGGUGUGGGAGCAGGAGGGGGCUUUAGCUCUCUGUCCCCUGCUGUAGUCUCAAUAUUUGGAUUGCCCUCCAUGCCCAAAAUUUGCAUUGAGGAGGAGAAGCAGCUGAGCAAAUGGGAGCUCACCACCACAAAAGAAUUUCAAGUUCCCUCCUCAUCUCGACUGGGAAUGCAGUGGUGGUGAUAUAGGGUGGAAGCUUCCCUGCCCCUGAUCCAACUCAGGACCCCACCCUGUCAAUUUCUGCAGAAAAAAUCUUGCUCCCAGUGCCAAACAACAUGAUUAAUGUAGUGCCCUUACAAUUAGAGGAUAGCAGAGGCAUUUUUUUCUAUGCCACAAUUUUGCAACCCAUGCAAAUAUAUCACAUUCAUAUUAUCUGUUGUGGGGAACCCUCCCCCCCCCGAUGUUACUUGCCUACAACUCCCCUUAUCCUUGGCCAUUGGCCAUGCUUUCUGGGGCUGAUGGGAAUUGUAGUUCAGCAAUAUCAGGAGGAUCAAAGUUUCUCCAUACCUGUUAUAUAGCAAGCCUGCCUGACAGGAAGGAUGCCAAAGAUUGCUUAUCAACACUAUCGCCUGAAAUAUGAUCGCUUCUACAAUUAAUAUGUCUAAAUUUCAGGUGAACUUUGAAACGGUAUCAAGUUGUGGUUUUCUUAAUGUUUUCUUUGACAUCCUGAAUAAUCAGAGUCCUAUGAUGAAUAAAAUAAUACCAGAUCUCCAACUUCUAACUAAAAAGGGAAUAUAGAGUUGCAGUUUUGCGACUGAACAUGAUUGUAUAAAACUGACAACAUCCUGAUGAAGUGUGCUAUGUAAGUCAAAUGUGGGGUAUAACUUUAUUGGGCAUUAAAAGGUGUGACUAUGUCCCUGAAGCUGGUGACAAUUUGUUCUAUCACAGGAGAGGAUUAAAUAAAUAAAAAAAGGGAGAUACUUAAGAACCCAAAGACAACCCUGUUGAAAUAAACUAUGCAAUUUACUCCAAUUGCCUGUAUUAGGAUAUCCUUAUUAUGUCUGGUAUUUACAAGCACAUUGUCAAUUGUUAUCCUAAUCA